AUGAUUCCCGAGAUUAGCAGCACGAACCUCGGAUGCAACAAGAAAUACAUCACUCUCUUCAUCGACCUCGACGCCAUCCUACCAGGAACCCAUAUCCAAUCAGUCAUUCUACACUGGUACCAGCCAAACCUCAUGGUGGAUUGUACAAAGCCGUCACCCCCUUCCACAAUCGUUCCAGGAAAGGACCACGGGGACAGACAUAAUCCGGCAGCCUCGUACAUAGCUCCUCGUGCACCACCAAACACGCAUCAUCGCUACGUCUAUCUCCUUUUCGCGCAGCCCCCAUCCUAUCAAUUUCCGAAAUGCUUCGCACAUGUGUUCCCUGAGACUGUUAGCGCACGUGCCGGAUUCGAUAUCAGGAAGUUUGUUCAGGCAGCAGGGCUAAGCCCUCCCAUUGCUAUGAACUAUUUCAUUGGCAGACAUGAACCUGCCGAGGGAGAGACCACCACCAUGCCUGACAGUGCGACAACGACCUCGUUCCGUUCCGUGGAUUGUCACACGAGCACAGCCGGAUUGGUGGCAUGA
Molecule: messenger RNA, 525 nt
Organism: Penicillium psychrosexuale
Lineage: Eukaryota; Fungi; Ascomycota; Eurotiomycetes; Eurotiales; Aspergillaceae
Product: YbhB/YbcL family Raf kinase inhibitor-like protein
Exons: 1
Coding region: 1-525 (174 amino acids)
Biological process (GO): regulation of proteolysis; regulation of Ras protein signal transduction
Molecular function (GO): peptidase inhibitor activity; phospholipid binding
Source: RefSeq, a predicted model, not a curated record